CUUGACCAAGACACACCCCAAGAGACACCACCCAUGUGGGGAAGGGACAGAGAGCCAUUAUAUCGAGAGGCCCCAAAGGAAAAUUCUCACUUCUUUGCAGGUCGAGUAAGAAUUAGAGCAACGACAUUGUUCCCUGGUUUGCUGGGUUCUUCUUGUGAAGGUAUCAGAGUUUUCUUGAUGGAGAACAGUAACUGUCCAAAAACUAAUCCGUGUUCCCAGUACUUUCCUCCUCCAUCGGCAUGGGACGAUCCAAAUUCUGGAUCGUCUGACGACAAUAACACUCCGACGUGGGUCAUUGUCAGCGUAGUCAUUGUUAUCAUCAUAUUCUGCGGUUUCCUUUUCUACUACGUCUGGAGGAGGAUCCCAUCCUCCAAGCCGCUGCUAGUGGGCAUCCAGAUUUUCCUUUUCCACUACAUCUGGAGGAGGGAGAAGGAGAUCCCGGACCCGCCACCUGUUCCACCCCACAAGCCGCUGCCAAUGGGCAUCCCGAACCCAGUUACUAUGGUCACUCAGGGAUAG
Molecule: messenger RNA, 519 nt
Organism: Rhodamnia argentea
Lineage: Eukaryota; Viridiplantae; Streptophyta; Magnoliopsida; Myrtales; Myrtaceae
Exons: 3
Coding region: 34-519 (161 amino acids)
Source: RefSeq, a predicted model, not a curated record